Molecule: messenger RNA, 2062 nt
Organism: Vespula pensylvanica (western yellowjacket)
Lineage: Eukaryota; Metazoa; Arthropoda; Insecta; Hymenoptera; Vespidae
Product: proline-rich nuclear receptor coactivator 2
Exons: 2
Coding region: 1043-1504 (153 amino acids)
Cellular component (GO): nucleus
Source: RefSeq, a predicted model, not a curated record
GGUGGUGGUGGUGGUGAAAAAGGACGAGUACAGUGCGUAGAAAACGUUUUCGUCGUCUUCGUCUCUUUGUCUCUUUGUCGACGACGAUUGUUAAAAUCUCUCGCAAUCUGGUGAAGAGAUAGAGAGAGAGAGAGAGAGAGAAUUUAAUUGCGACGUGUGUGAAAAACAAACAAGUCGCGUCCGCCAUCUUUCGCUUCUCCAGCUGCGAUUCGUGGAAGUGGGAGUGAAGUCGGAGUAGGAGUAGAAGAAGAAGAAGAAGAAGAAGAAGAAGGAGAAGAAGACGGAACGAGUGGAGAGAAAGCGGAGAAGAACUAUCAAGAGAAAAAAAAUAGUCGGUUGUGUCUCUGCCGUGAGUGUGUUUGUGCGUCACCACCGUUCGGUUGGAUUCUGUUUUUGGAAGCAAAAGAAGUCAGGUUUCUGCUCGAAAGGUGACCAACGGUCACCGAAUGUGGCCAAAUUCGCAAAGAACGCGAAAAGGGAGGACCGCGAAGAAAUUCGAAACAACCAGUCCGAGGUAGCAUUGCGCUAAACGGAAGCUUCCCAGGGUGCCCCACUACUACCAACAUCAACAGCCAUCGCACUACUGCUACUACACUACUACUGCUACUACUACUACUACUACUACUACUACUACUAUUACUACUACUAUUACACUAUUACACUUCUACUAUACGUACUAGAUCACAACACAUCGUCACGUUUGUUACGCCGCGCGUUUCCUCCGACCGAUCCCCUAUUCCCCUCUGCCCUGGAUACAGAGUUAUUGCGCAGUUAGAAAAAUCGCUGGAUACGGACGCUAUAGAAGAGAAAGACAGAGAGAGAUAGAGAGAGAAAGAGAGAGACGCCAGCUAGCUAGCUAGCCUGCCUGCGCUUGCUUGCUUGCUUUCACCUCGGGAGAAGCGACCCGCGAUAAACUAAGAACGACGGGUCGAGAAAAAAUAGGAAAGUGAUAGAGAGAGAAAGAAAGAGAGAGAGAGAGAGAAAGAGAAAGAGGAAAAAAGAACGCUAUCGAGAAAAGGCAUCGUCUCGUCUCGUCGAAAUCAUGACGAAUUCGGCACCAAAGUUGAACGACAAGGUCGAGCGACAGGGCUCACCUAAUACAGGUGGAAAGAGGCAUCAUCGCUCGAAUUCGGUGAAAUCUUCCCCGUUCUUUCAUAGCAGUGGCGGACGUUAUGGUAAAAAUGGAAUGAACAACAACAACAACAACAACAACAAUAGCAGCAACAGCAGCACCGGUAGACUUAGUUGCAGUCCGCCAUGUAGCGGUAAAACAUCUAGAAAUUCGCCAUUGCGAUACGAUAGUAUCAGCAGUCCAAGGGGUAGCCCUACUAACAGCUUUUACGCUGGCGCCAAAUUUUCGGAACCGCCAUCACCAGCGAGUCUCCCUAAACCACCAAGCCAUUGGACCAAUAACAGAUUCAUCAAUAGUUGCCAGCGGUCUGAAAGGAGAAGUAACAAUGAUAUUUCGAAUCAUCUUAAGAUGAUACUCAACGUCCAAGCCUGAUAUCCAAAGAUCCACGGACCGCCGGAGACGGUCGUCUAUCGCGGCUCCCAGCGGGAGAGACAACUACGAUAUCAUCAUCGUCAUCGAUAUCAUCAGCAUAAUCAUCGUUAUCAUCAACAUUAUCAUCAUCGUUAUCAUCAUCGUCAUCAUCAUCAUCAUCAUCCUUCUUCUUCCUCAUCGGGCUACGGACAAUACGUUCGCGCGUGCGGCCUCGAGCUGAUCGUUUAAAAACCGUGAGUAAGAAAACAGACGAGACGAUUUAUUAUUAUUAACAAUUUCUCUGCAUCCCGUGUAUGUAUGUGUAAUAUGUAUAUUAUCUACGAAUCGUAACGUUAUAUCUCUCUAUACGAUGUAUCAUAGUACACAACCACGCGAACUUCACCGCGUUAAAAUCAUCGAUGAGAUGAGAUGAGAUGAGAUGAGAUGAGAUGAGAUGAGAUGAGAUGAAAUUAGGAAGAAGGUGAUUAUAAGAGAAAUGACGAUGGAUGGAGGUGGAGAGAAGGAAAAGAGGAAGGAGACAGACAGAGAGAGAGAGAGAGAGAAAGAGAAAUUUAGAGA